Protopterus annectens (West African lungfish) is the source of this 7289-nucleotide messenger RNA. It is a transcript of the gene IQSEC2, whose product is annotated as IQ motif and Sec7 domain ArfGEF 2. The coding region runs from base 1333 to 5040 and encodes 1235 amino acids. Gene Ontology annotation, biological process: actin cytoskeleton organization; regulation of ARF protein signal transduction. The record is from RefSeq and is a predicted model, not a curated record. NCBI's taxonomy places the organism in Eukaryota, Metazoa, Chordata, Ceratodontiformes, Protopteridae. Gene Ontology annotation, molecular function: protein binding; guanyl-nucleotide exchange factor activity. The transcript has 14 exons.
UGUAAAGAAAGUGCAGAAAUAUUUGUUUUAAUAAAGCUAUGGAUGGAUCCUUGGAAGAAUUUUAUUUGCUUUUGUAAAUAUAGAACUCUCAGUGAGACUUUACAGACAGUGAUCCAGUAUGGCUGUGGAGGAGAGAAGAGACAGUGGAUGAAAGUCAGCAAGCAGUGCAAAAACAUCCCAGAUCAGGACUUCGACACCAGCCCAAAGGAUUCAAAUAUAUCUGCUGUGGUUUGACCUUUGACUUGGGUACAGAUGUCACCAUGACAACAAAAGGGGAAAGAGAACGAUGCACAGAAUAUUUGACAGUUAUCUCUGUUUAACUACAGACAAAAAGAGGGAAGAGAAGAAGCUGAAAUGUAUUACAGGGUCAGAAACUGGGAGCAAAACAGAAAUUAUUACCAUGAAGUAUAACCAGAAAAAACAGGGACAGAGAUUGCAAUAACUUUAAAGUACAAAAUUGUUCCUAAAAUCUGCUUGAUUGCUAUUGGCAGGAAAGAGCAAAAGAUAUGUCAUUAAUAACAAAGAUAAAACUAAUAAGUUAAAAGACUGACUUUACCUCAUUUUCUACAGACUGUAAAAUAAUAGGAACAUCACUAAAAUUAAUAAUAAAACAUGCCUGUUUCAACCAUCCAGAACUGGCAAAGUGGACAACCUUCUGGCUAUCGUCGCGACUAUUACACAGGAAGGAUCAAUUUCCAUGUUUCAUGAAAAUUAUAGCAGAGAAACUUUCAUUUGCUGUUGGUAGUCCCUGCUAUUUCUUCCCUACAUCUGCAUGUCAGUAGCCAGCAAUUUCUUUUUCCUUUUUCUUUAAAUUGAUUACAUUUGCUUUUUUCCAUUAUUGCAGUAAGUUCCUGCUCUUUUUUCUUCAUGAACUCUCUGAUAUGGCACCAUCCUGUGCAGACAUUUUUAUGCAGAUGGAUUCAAAGGCAUUCAUCAAAAAGGGAUAUAGAUACUUGACUGCUCACUCCCAGCAACCCACAGUUUUCAAAUAAACCAUCAGACUGCUGAAAUACUAACAGUGGAGGGGGAAAAGGGUGAGACACAUAUGUGUAUGUGUGUGCACGCGCACAUGUGUGUAUGUUGUUGUUUCGUUAGUGGAAGACCCCUUCUGCAGUGUUCUGUCACUGUCGCAGACAGCCAGCUGUAAAAGCGAAAAAUCUGCAAGGAAAACAGACCUAAGAGGAGAAGAAAACAGGCUAAGAGAAAGAAACAAACACAUACACACAUGGACCUCUGGCAGACACAUUGCUGAGCCUUUCAUUUGUACCCAGAACUUCCUCACUUCAUAUCUUUGUUUACACUGCAAGAAAUCAGAGGAAAGAAAUCUUAGCAAUGUGGUGCUUGCACUGUACCUCCGAGAAGACCCAAAAUCUUCUCCAACAAAAACUAAGACACUGUGUGGAAGGGGACACUCAGGGCAGCGAGACAGGAACGAUAGUGGACAGCCCAAACAACCCACCUCCAAACCGCUCUAAUGCUGAGAUAAAGCCGGAACAUAUCUACGACCACCCUUACCCCACUGCACAUACAGCCUCCUCUGGAUUACAGUGGUCUCAGCGUGCACGCUUACAACCUGCUAGUGUGGCCUUACGCAAGCAGGAGGAGGAAGAUAUCAAACGGUCCAAGGCCCUCUCUGACAGCUAUGAAUUAUCUACAGAUCUACAAGAUAAAAAGGUGGAAAUGCUGGAAAGGAAAUAUGGUGGCUACUUCCUGAGUCGGCGUGCUGCUCGCACUAUUCAAACUGCAUUCCGGCAAUAUCGGAUGAAUAAAAACUUUGAGCGACUGCGCAGCUCAGCCUCUGAGAGUCGCAUGUCACGACGAAUUAUCCUGUCCAACAUGCGGAUGCAGUAUUCAUUUGAAGAGUUUGAGAAGAGUCAAGGAUCUGGUUACUUUGAGGGCAAAUCAGUGUCCCUGUCAGAUGACCGUGGGCCAUGUUUACGGGCACAGUCUGAAAGGAGUCUGCAGUAUAGUGGGACAACUGGCAGUGCAAUAGACAUUGAGUCUAUCAACACCUCUGGUGAAUAUUCAAAUGAAACUACAGAGCUAGAAGACAGUUUCUCCAAACAGGUUAAGUCUCUAGCUGAAUCAAUCGAUGAUGCACUAAACUGCCGCACAAUACACCCAGAGCAGCAGCUGUCAGAGGAGACAGAGGGGACAGAAAACAAGAAUGACUCUACAGAACAACAGAAUGAUAGUGCCACCACUUCUUUUAGUGAUGUCACAUUGUAUCUUGAUGAGGGAGUACCUGUCUCACCAAUUUCUAUUGAUCGACCUCCCAGCUCAGAACCCGAUCUUCACAGUGCAGGUUCACGGCAAGAGUACUGGGCCACUUCCUCUCGAGAGGACAGUCGUGAAAAUGGGGGUAGUCGCCGGAGUACCCCAUGUAUGGAGUGUCGGGACUAUCGGCUUCGUGGGGCUCAUCUCCCACUGCUAACCAUUGAGCCUCCCAGUGACAGUUCAGUAGACUUGAGUGACCGGUCAGAUCGGGGGUCUCUUAACCGGCAGCUAGUUUAUGAACAAGAAACUAAUAGCCCCCAAGGGACUCUGAAGCAUAAUCAGCACAAAGGACCAUCACGCUCUCCCCACCCACAUAGGCACUAUCAUCCUCACCAAGACCCCAUCCCUGUAAGCAACAAUAAUAAUGGGACAGCCAGCCGACAUAGCAAGUCUGAAGCAGAGAACUCUGAUGGUGACAAUGACAGCCUCAAUAGUACCACUAACUCUAAUGAGACCAUUAACUGCAGCUCAGGCUCUUCCUCCAGGGAUAGCCUACGGGAGCCACCACCAGUACUUUGUAAGCAGACUUACCAGAGAGAAACACGGCACAGCUGGGACUCACCUGCUUUUAACAAUGAUGUGGUGCAACGCAGGCAGUACCGGAUUGGGCUCAACCUUUUCAACAAAAAGCCUGAAAAAGGGAUUCAGUACUUGAUCGAGCGAGGAUUCUUGUCUGAUACACCAGUAGGAGUGGCACACUUUAUUCUGGAGAGGAAAGGUCUGAGCCGUCAAAUGAUUGGCGAAUUUCUUGGAAACAGACAGAAGCAGUUCAAUCGAGAUGUCUUGGACUGUGUGGUCGAUGAAAUGGACUUCUCAGGUAUGGACCUGGAUGAUGCACUGAGGAAAUUUCAGGCCCACAUUAGAGUCCAGGGUGAAGCACAAAAAGUGGAACGACUUAUUGAAGCAUUCAGUCAGAGGUACUGUGUGUGCAACCCCGCUCUAGUGCGACAGUUUCGGAAUCCAGACACCAUCUUUAUCUUGGCCUUUGCCAUCAUCUUGCUCAACACAGAUAUGUACAGCCCAAAUGUGAAGCCAGAACGGAAGAUGAAGCUUGAUGAUUUCAUCAAAAACCUGCGAGGGGUGGAUAAUGGAGAGGACAUACCUCGAGACCUACUAGUGGGCAUUUACCAACGAAUACAGAAACAUGAGCUACGAACAAAUGAUGACCAUGUCUCCCAAGUACAGGCUGUGGAGAGAAUGAUAGUAGGAAAGAAGCCGGUCUUGUCCCUCCCACAUCGUCGCCUAGUUUGCUGCUGUCAGCUUUAUGAAGUACCAGAUCCCAACCGACCUCAGAGAGUAGGGCUACAUCAGAGGGAGGUUUUCCUCUUCAAUGACCUGCUUGUGGUAACAAAGGUAUUCCAAAAGAAGAAGAUUCUGGUGACAUACAGUUUCCGGCAAUCCUUCCCACUUGUGGAAAUGCAGGUCCACCUAUUUCAGAAUUCUUAUUAUCCCUAUGGCAUCAAGCUGAUGUCUGCAGUUCCUGGUGGGGAGAGGAAGGUCCUAAUUAUUUUCAAUGCUCCAAGCCUCCAAGACCGCCUGCGUUUCACCAGUGACCUGAGGGAAUCGAUCGCUGAGGUGCAAGAAAUGGAGAAAUAUCGUGUAGAGUCUGAGUUGGAGAAGCAGAAAGGAGUAAUGCGCCCCAACAUGAAUCCAUCUACAGGUCUGAAGGAUGCUGUCAAUGGCACUCUGACAAGGGGCAGUUUAGAUGACACCUACACAAUGGGAGAGGGGCUGAAACGCAGUGCCCUCAGCAGUUCUCUACGGGAUCUCUCGGAAACAGGAAAGCGUGGCAGGCGAAACAGCGUGGGAUCACUAGACAGCACCAUUGAAGGUUCGAUUAUUAGCAGUCCUCAUCCACACCAGCGAAUGGGCCCACCUCCUCCACCCCCUGAGGAGUUUAAGCCCCAUCGACCUAUGGCCAAUUCAAACUCAUUCCUUGGAUCACUUUUUGGCAGUAAGCGAGGAAAAGGCCCAACACAGAGUCUGCCUAAUUCAUCUUCCAUGUACUCGCACAACCUUUCUGGACAGACUGAUGGACAGUCAAAGAUACAGGCUCUCCAUGCACAGUACUGCCAUAACCAGCCAACAAUGCCACAAGCUCCACCACCAUACCACCACCAGCAUCAGCGCUAUCAUGUGCCACCGAACCAGCAGCAUGUCACUCUGCAAAGACCCAACCCACCAAAGAGGCCUCCUCAACUUCCUACUACUGCUACACACCCACACCUUGCACAUCAUGGGCGACAUCCUGCCAAUAUACCAUCAUCACCAUUGCCUCAUUAUGCUCCCAUGUCACCCCACGCAAUGAGUCAGACAUACCCUCAACACAUGCAUCAAUCCCAGCACACACUCCAAAAACAGGGACCGAAGCACUUUGUUUUCUCACACCACCCUGGACUCAUGCAACAUCCACAGCAUCCUCUGCAGCAGCCUCUUAAUCCCCGUCAGCAGCAUUCUCAGUAUGGACUUCAGCAAGCCCAUAAUCCUGUGCAACAUUCUCAGCAUGCCAUGCAGCAGUCUCAGCAUCCUAUGCAGAUUCCUCAGUCUCCUCUGACCCCUAAUUCCCCUAUACCACCUCAUCCACCAUACCCACCACUCCCACCACCUUCACCACACACACCACACUCCCCACACUCUCCUAUUGGCCCACCAUCUCCAGUGCCUACACAUCCUGUGCAUCAUCCAGGUCAGCAGACAGUAGCCAACCAGGCCCAGUCCAACAGCAAGCCAAAGCCGGUGAACAGAAUUAGUACAGUAGUUUGAGCAAUAUGAAGAAGGUUGGCUUAUGUUGCAUAACUUUUUCAAGAUCAACUAAAGAAAUUUUGGAAAACAAAACAAGGGGGUGAAUCACCAGGAAAAAGAAUGAAUGUGUCCACAGAGGUUUUGAAUGAAUUUUGGGCAAACAUUUCUAUUGUUAUUGUUGUUUUUACUUGCCAUUUGUUUGCCAAAAGCCAGACGACAUUUUGCUAUCCUUUGUGUAACUGCAGGUGGUAUACAGCUCCUUUGACGGUUGUCCAUGUAGUCCAGGCAGACUUUCUACAUGCAAAGUCUAGCACUGUGAACUCAUUGGUACUACAGACUUGAGUUGUGCUUGAGGCUGUGUUGAAAAAAAAUGAUGAGUAAUAGGUGGUCCCCCCAGCUGGGAGCUGGUCAGGUUGCAGAUGCCCUGGCCAAUGAUAGUGUGGAUAUAUGAUAUAUACAUAGGAAUGCGCUGUUGCAGGAGGGAGCAUCGUUGAAAUGUGAGGGAUUAUAGCCCUUGCAGCAUUAUUUCCCCAUCUUUUUGGGGGGAUACUGUAGCAUUGCUGCAAUGCACAGAGAUAAUCACAGCAACUGUUACAUUAUGUACCUGAGUUGAUGUAUCUGCACCAGGACCAGAAGAUUUCACCCAAUACCCUAUUUGUUGGGCAGGGUAUUUCAAGAAGGAACUUUGUCUUCAGGGAUGCAAUCAACUGACACUUCAAGAAAGAAGAUUUUCAUUGGUUAUGGUUCCAGAUAAUUGUUCUUUGUAAAUGAAAGUAAAAAAAUCAAACUUUAUUUCUAGGCAUGUUAUCUGUAAUUCAGAAAAAAAAUGCGGUAUGUGCCGUUAACUUAAGUGCUCUUUCUAGGAGCUCUUCUGCAUUUCGUGCCAACAUGGGUUUUGAAGACAGUUACAAAGUGAUUUUUAGAACUUUUUAUAUGUAGACAAAUAUAAAUAUAUAUAUAUAUAUAAAAUAUAAAUAUAUAUAUAAAAAUAUAUAUAUAAUAUAAAUACAGAAGUAAAUAUAUAAAUGAACUUUCUGUCACAGCAUGAAGAUGAUGCUGUGGAGAUAAAUUUGUUAUUUUCCCAGGAUGCUUUCUGUUUGUGAGCAUGCUUAGAGGAACUAAAUGAAAAUUGCCCCUUUGUUGUGGGUUGCUCUGGAUACCUCACUGGCUGUGUGUCCUUCAUGCAGAAAGCACUUUGCAGAAAAUUUUAAAACAAAAAGACUUGCAAGCAUGUUUUGUGAUGUUUUUGGUGGGAGGGGCACUGGUCUGAUUUUUGACUUUGAAAAUGUAUUAUUAAACCCCUCUUGAAGUAAAUGCUGACUUGAAAGCUUCAGAGUAAGCUGCUAUUGCACUAUUGUGUUAACUCUUCCAGACCACAUUUGGAAUCUCCUUUCCCUUGUUUUAGUGACACUGAAAUUUUCAUUUACCCCAUUACACACACACACACACACACACACACACACAAAUCAGUGGGUUGCCAAUUUUGAAGUAUGCAAGUCCCUUACAUGACAGGCUCAUCUGCAUUAAAGCUCCAAUUUGAGACCAAGCUAAGGGAAAGGAAACAAGACAGCUAAAAACCCCUGUGAGGACUCCCAUGAUGGAUGUAAACUUAAAGAUGAAGUUUGCUCCCUUCUCUGAAACACUGGAUGUAGGAUUUCCAGUUUUGAAUGAUAGUAUUUAAGUUAUUCUGGCAUUUAUAAUCUACUUCUUUGAUAUGAACCAACCUGCAUGAUUGUCUUUAAAAUGCCUUAGCUUUCCAAAAGACAGGUCAUUUGUAUUUGUCUGUUUUUCAUGUUUAAUAAGGGAUAGUUACAGUAUGCAAAUAAUUAUACAUUAACAUUGAAAAUCCUGAGCUCUGAUUUGUCAGCUUGAACCAAGAGUGGCAAGGAUAUUAAGCACAUCUGCAUAAUUUACAGACAUAUUUUAAAUGUUAACAUAUGUUUAGAACCAUCUAGAACCACUGUAUAGCCAAAGUUAAACACUUCAGGAUAUUUGUUGUAGAGAGUUUACCCAGUUCUCAUCACUAUGUCACUUGGCGUUGCCUUAUCACAGCAUUGCAGUUUCAUUUACUCUUUUUUUUCCUUUAUGUAAUACAUUUCAGAUGCCAGUUAUUGGCUUGUUCAGGGAAAAUGUAUUUUAAGCAUUUUGCCUGUGAAGCAGUACCAUCCAAGUAUUAUGUAUCUGCUGAGCAAUAAUUCUGUGUAGUAAUCCCAGCAAUGUGCCCUUGAACAUGAGUGUUACUAAACAGGUAAAAUAAAUUAUGUAUUUUA